AUGACUACCAACGGUAUCAACGGCACCAACGGCGCUCAUGCCAAUGGUGAUGGACACAUCAACACCACCCCCAAGACUUUCGUUGUCAACUCCCCCAACGUAGUCUACACCGACGAGGAGAUUCGCUCCAAGUACACCUACCGCACCACCCUGUGCACUGUCGAGGGCGACAACUAUGUCGCCGUCCCCAAGGAGACCGUCUACGACUUCAAGGUCGACAGAAAGGUCCCCAAGACCGGCAUGAUGCUGGUCGGUUGGGGCGGCAACAACGGUACCACCGUGACCGCCGGCAUCCUCGCCAACAAGCACAAGUACAGCUGGGCCACCAAGGAGGGCACCCAGGAGGCCAACUACUACGGCUCCGUCAUCAUGGGUUCCACCAUCAAGCUCGGCAUCACCGCCAAGGGCAAGGACGUCAACGUUCCCUUCCACAACGUCCUCCCCAUGGUCCACCCCAACGACCUCGUCAUUGGCGGCUGGGAUAUCUCCGGCCUGCCCCUCGACAAGGCCAUGGAUCGCGCCAAGGUCCUUCAGCCUACCAUGAAGGAGCUUCUCCGCGAGGAGAUGUCCAAGAUGGCCCCCCUGCCCUCCAUCUACUACCCCGACUUCAUUGCUGCCAACCAGGAGAACCGUGCCGACAACGUUCUCCCCGGCUCCAAGGCUUGCAUGGAGCACGUUGAGCAGAUCCGCAAGGACAUUCGCGAGUUCAAGGCCGCCAACGGCCUCGACAAGAUCAUUGUCCUCUGGACCGCCAACACCGAGCGUUACGCCGACUUGAUUGACGGCGUCAACGACACCGCCGACAACCUCCUCAAGUCCAUUGAGGCCGGCCACGAGGAGGUCUCCCCCUCCACCAUCUUCGCCGUUGCCUGCAUUCUCGAGGGCACUCCCUUCAUCAACGGCUCUCCCCAGAACACCUUCGUCCCCGGCGCCAUCGAGCUUGCCGAGAGACACGGUGCCUUCAUCGGCGGCGACGACUUCAAGUCCGGCCAGACCAAGAUGAAGUCUGCCCUGACCGACUUCCUCAUCAACGCCGGCAUCAAGCUGACCUCGAUCGCGUCCUACAACCACCUGGGCAACAACGACGGCUACAACCUUUCCUCGCAGAAGCAGUUCCGCUCCAAGGAGAUCUCCAAGUCGAACGUCGUCGACGACAUGGUGGCCGCCAACAGCGUCCUGUACAAGGAGGGCGAGCACCCCGACCACACCGUCGUGAUCAAGUACAUGCCCGCCGUCGGCGACGACAAGCGCGCCCUCGACGAGUACUACGCCGAGAUCUUCUGCGGCGGUCACCAGACCAUCUCGCUCUUCAACGUGUGCGAGGACUCCCUCCUUGCCUCGCCCCUGAUCAUCGAUCUCGUCGUCAUCACCGAGAUGAUGACCCGCAUCCAGUGGAAGGCUGCCGAGGGCGGCGCCGUCGCCGAGAAGGACUUCAAGCACUUCCACAGCGUCCUGAGCGUCCUCAGCUACAUGCUCAAGGCUCCCCUCACUCCCCCCGGCACUCCCGUUGUCAACGCUCUUGCCAAGCAGCGUGCCGCUCUUACCAACAUCUUCCGCGCUUGCGUCGGUCUCGAGCCCGAGUCUGACAUGACCCUUGAGCACAAGCUCUUCUAA
Molecule: messenger RNA, 1614 nt
Organism: Neurospora tetraspora
Lineage: Eukaryota; Fungi; Ascomycota; Sordariomycetes; Sordariales; Sordariaceae
Product: putative myo-inositol 1-phosphate synthase
Exons: 1
Coding region: 1-1614 (537 amino acids)
Biological process (GO): phospholipid biosynthetic process; inositol biosynthetic process
Cellular component (GO): cytoplasm
Molecular function (GO): inositol-3-phosphate synthase activity
Source: RefSeq, a predicted model, not a curated record